Carlito syrichta (Philippine tarsier) is the source of this 2367-nucleotide messenger RNA. It is a transcript of the gene PDE4A, whose product is annotated as phosphodiesterase 4A. Gene Ontology annotation, molecular function: 3',5'-cyclic-AMP phosphodiesterase activity. The transcript is spliced from 17 exons. The annotation marks the transcript as partial. Lineage: Eukaryota; Metazoa; Chordata; Mammalia; Primates; Tarsiidae. Gene Ontology annotation, biological process: signal transduction. The record is from RefSeq and is a predicted model, not a curated record. Gene Ontology annotation, cellular component: cytosol; perinuclear region of cytoplasm; nucleus.
AUGGAGCCCCCAGCCGCCCCCUCGGAACGGGGCCCGUCUCUGUCCCUGCCCGGGCCCCGGGAAGGCCAGGCCACCCUGAAGCCGCCUCCCCAGCACCUGUGGCGGCAGCCUCGGACCCCCAUCCGUAUCCAGCAGCGCGGCUACUCCGACAGCGCGGAGCGCGCCGAGCCGGAGCGGCCGCCGCACCGGCCCAUAGAGCGCGCCGACGCCGUGGACACCAGUGACCGGCCCGGCCUGCGCACGACCCGCAUGUCCUGGCCCUCGUCCUUCCACGGCACGGGCACCGGCACCGGCACCGGCACCGGCACCGGCACCGGAGGCGCGGGCGGAGGCAGCGGCCGGCGCCAAGUCGCCGCCCCGCCGCCGCCGCCGCCGUCGCGGCGCCCCGUGUGGUUGUUAUUUCAUGCGUAUUGCACGCCCUGGAGAGCGAGCGCCGGGCUGGCCGACCGCAGGCUGCGCGUGGGGUCCUCGCUCUCCCGGGAUCGGAACCAGGUCGCUGUCUCCACGCGCCACCCGCCCCCAGCCGGGCGCGGCGGGGACCGCCACCUGGCGGCCGGGGGGGAACGGGCCGAAAGCCCGGCGGCGGCGGCUGAGGACGAGGCUUUCCUGCCCGAGCGCCCGGCCCCCCGCGCGCCCCGCCGCCCGCGAUCGCCGCCCUCGUCGCCCAUCUUCUUCGCCAGCCCAUCCCCAACUUUCCGCAGGCGUCUUCGGCUUCUCCGCGGCUUCCAGGAAUUUGGCCGCCAGGCGUGGGCUGGGUCUGGCUUCGAGGCUGAGAAUGGGCCGACGCCAUCCCCCAACCGCAGCCCCCUGGACUCGCAGGCGAGCCCGGGGCUUGUCCUGCACACGGGGGCGGCCACCAGCCAGCGCCGGGAGUCCUUCCUGUACCGCUCAGACAGCGACUAUGACAUGUCACCCAAGACGAUGUCUCGGAACUCAUCGGUCACCAGCGAGGUGCAUGCCGAGGACCUCAUCGUAACGCCGUUUGCCCAGGUGCUGGCCAGUCUCCGGAGUGUUCGCAGCAACUUCUUGCUCCUGACCAAUGUGCCCAUUCCUAGCAACAAGCGGUCCCCGCUGGGCGGACCCACCCCUGUCUGCAAGGCCACGCUGUCAGAGGAGAUGUGUCAGCAGUUGGCCCGGGAGACGCUGGAGGAGCUGGACUGGUGUCAGGAGCAGCUGGAGACCAUGCAGACCUACCGCUCUGUCAGCGAGAUGGCCUCCCACAAGUUCAAGAGGAUGCUGAACCGUGAACUCACACAUCUGUCAGAAAUGAGCCGGUCAGGAAACCAGGUCUCAGAGUACAUUUCCACGACCUUCCUGGACAAACAGAAUGAAGUGGAGAUCCCAUCACCCACGAUGAAGGAGCGAGAAAAACAGCAAGCGCCAAGACCAAGACCUGCCCAGCAGCCCCCACCCCCUGUGCCCCACAUUCAACCCAUGUUUCAGAUCACAGGGGUGAAAAAAUUGAUGCACAACAGCAGCCUGAACAACUCCAGCAUCCCCCGCUUUGGGGUGAAGACUGACCAAGAAGACCUACUGGCCCAAGAGCUGGAGUACCUGAGCAAGUGGGGCCUCAACAUCUUCCGCGUGUCGGAUUACGCCGGAGGCCGCUCCCUCGGCUGUAUCAUGUACACAAUAUUCCAGGAGCGGGACCUGCUGAAAACCUUCCGCAUCCCCGUGGACACGCUGGUGACGUACAUGCUGACGCUGGAGGACCACUACCACGCCGACGUGGCCUAUCACAACAGCCUGCACGCGGCCGACGUGCUGCAGUCCACCCACGUGCUGCUGGCCACGCCUGCGCUGGACGCUGUGUUCACGGACCUGGAGAUUCUCGCCGCGCUCUUCGCGGCUGCUAUCCACGAUGUGGAUCACCCUGGGGUCUCCAACCAGUUCCUCAUCAACACCAAUUCGGAGCUGGCGCUCAUGUACAACGAUGAGUCGGUGCUCGAGAAUCACCACCUGGCCGUGGGCUUCAAGCUGCUGCAGGAGGACAACUGCGACAUCUUUCAGAACCUCAGCAAGCGCCAGCGGCAGAGCCUGCGCAAGAUGGUCAUCGACAUGGUGCUGGCUACUGACAUGUCCAAGCACAUGACCCUCCUGGCUGACCUGAAGACUAUGGUGGAGACCAAGAAAGUGACCAGCUCGGGGGUUCUUCUGCUGGACAACUACUCCGACCGCAUCCAGGUCCUCCGGAACAUGGUGCACUGCGCAGACCUCAGCAACCCCACCAAGCCUCUUGAGUUGUACCGCCAGUGGACAGACCGUAUCAUGGCCGAGUUCUUCCAGCAGGGCGACCUUGAACGUGAGCGCAGCAUGGAGAUCAGCCCCAUGUGUGACAAGCACACGGCCUCCGUGGAGAAGUCCCAG